Messenger RNA from Laetiporus sulphureus 93-53, 1003 nucleotides. RefSeq lists its product as uncharacterized. The coding region runs from base 278 to 781 and encodes 167 amino acids. NCBI's taxonomy places the organism in Eukaryota, Fungi, Basidiomycota, Agaricomycetes, Polyporales, Laetiporaceae. The record is from RefSeq and is a predicted model, not a curated record. The transcript is spliced from 2 exons.
CUGGCUAACACGUGGCUCUGGCUUGAUAUAAUUGGUGUGUACCACCGGCCAAUUGCAGAGCCUCAGCGCUGCGACGUGUCUAGACAUGUACUGCAUUGAACACACAACGCUGAAGAACACAUCACGUCUGAAUCGCAUACCGCAGGAUCAUCUAAGUACUGCGCCACACGUAUCCAGGCGGGCGCCUAUCAGAAAUCAAUCCUGCUGCGUACAUCGGGAUUGACCGCGCAGUCCAAUCGAGCUAGCUUUCAAAUCAGCUAAUGGCCGGUAUUGUUGCAUGCUCGCACCGACCGGCUGGUCGCAAUGCAGGGAGUGGGCGCGUGUGUGUCGCGUAUCGCAGAUUUCGACGUGGCCACACGCUAUUCUUAGCGUUCCUACAGUACCCGUGCACGGAAAUGUCUUGGCUCCGGACUUCCCUGCGUCGACGCGGCUUCGCACGGUCAGCAAGAACACUACGAGCCUAACGUACACCAUCAGCGCCAUCACGCGCAACUGUCCGAGGCCACCCGGAGCUGAUCGAAACCCGCCCCCAUCUGCACGAGAGCACACCCGACCGCUUCGCGGAAGCGACCCAGCCGCCAACGCGCGGGUGCUAUUCAGCAGCGGGCUCGCGCCCAGGAGGUUGGUUACGGUUUCCCGAGAUCCUUCCAAGUACUGGGCUCUGAGUGCGGAGCGGAUCACUCAGCGCGUUCGAAUCGCUCGAAAUUCGAAUCGCACACGAUCAAAUCGAUCGACGGAGGAUCUCUGGCGGGACAAGUUUGUCAGCGGGGCGACAAUUUGAAUGAGCAGUGGGAAGGAAAGGACGGCUGUGAGUGGCCAGCUGGACGAAGCGCAGGCCCGAUGCGCAGCAGCAGCCACCGGGCUGGGCAAGCUGUGAGAUCGUUGUGGGCCUCUGACGAUCGAGUGUGCGAAUAGCCUCCGUCCGCAGCUCUCGGGCGCUUCGCCUGGGCCACGCUGCGGGUGCGGACGUGGGUUGGGGUUGGGCUCUUUUCGCGCGUCUGAG